AUGUUAAAACAUGUUUUCCGAAUUCCUAGUCUAGGCCAACGACACUAUUCAGCAAUUGCACCCGAGAUUGCAAAUUUUGUUUCUCCGUCUAUUGAACCCUUGAACAAGAAAAACUUGAUCGGCCUGUCAUUAGAAGAUCUCCAGAAGGAAUUGACAGUGAAUGUCAAGAAUUCCAAGAAAUAUACAGCUGCUCAACUGUGGCAUCACAUGUACAGACAAGGAUCAAGCUCCUUUAGUGAAUUUUCAAAUAUGUCCAAAGACCUUCGAGCCGAAUUAGAAAGCAAAUACACUAUUCAUUAUGGCGAUGUAGAGUUGGACAAACUGGCAGAAGACAAAACCCGAAAAUUCCUUAUUGGCUUCAAUACUCGACGAGAACCUGGUGCAAUCGUAGAGACUGUGUUGAUCCCAGAGAGCAGAAGAGCGACCUUGUGUGUAUCGUCACAGAUUGGUUGCUCAUUAAAAUGCAGUUUCUGCCAUACAGGUACCCAGAAGCUUUUGAGAAGUCUGACAGCAAGCGAAGUUGUUGGUCAGUACAUGGUUGCUGCCCAUCGUUCGGGGGACUUUCCAUUGCGCCAGGAUACUAAGCGAACAGUGUCUAACAUGGUGUUUAUGGGUCAAGGUGAACCACUUUACAAUUGGAGGCAUGUCAGCAAAGCUAUCCGUAUCCUGACAGACCCACAAGGACUAGGCUGGUCUAAAUCAAAAAUAACUGUCUCCACUUCUGGUGUUGUGCCGCUAAUUCCAAAAAUUGCUUCUGAAUUGGGUGUAUCAUUAGCCAUAUCUCUUCAUGCUACUAAUAAUGAACUUCGUGAUGUACUUGUACCCCUCAACAAAACAUUCCCACUAGAAAUGGUACUAGACGCUUGCAAAAGCUAUGCGAAUCUGAUGGGUAAUAACGGUAGGCGGAUCACCUUUGAAUACGUGAUGCUGGACGGUGUGAAUGAUUCUAUAGCCGAGGCAAGGACCUUGGUUAAGUUAUUAAAGCAAUUACCAGCCCAUGUAAAUCUCAUUCCUUUCAACCCAUGGCCGGGAAGCAACUAUUUGACCUCAAAACCACAGCAAAUUGAAGAUUUUGCUCAGGUUGUACUCCGAGGCGGCUUGCAUUGUACCGUUCGUCGUCCACGCGGCCAAGAUAUAAUGGCUGCAUGCGGGCAACUCAAAAGUUCCAUGACUCAAAAAAAAUAA
Molecule: messenger RNA, 1185 nt
Organism: Phycomyces blakesleeanus NRRL 1555(-)
Lineage: Eukaryota; Fungi; Mucoromycota; Mucoromycetes; Mucorales; Phycomycetaceae
Exons: 8
Coding region: 1-1185 (394 amino acids)
Biological process (GO): rRNA base methylation; tRNA methylation
Molecular function (GO): iron-sulfur cluster binding; RNA methyltransferase activity
Source: RefSeq, a predicted model, not a curated record